GUUUCAGACACAAGUCUCCACCCAUAGGGCCUAUCCUAUCUCUCCUUUAUCAUUUAUGCUUGUGUGUAUUCUCUAUAUCAUUUCUAUGUUUCUUUGAUUAGUUUGGGGACAAAACAUAAGAGUGUUUCCAACCCCUCACGCGUCUUCCUGUUAUGAACUUGUGACACUCAUAAUGAGUCGCCGACGUGCAAGAAUUCCGCCUUCCUUUCCUUAUUUAGCUCAGCUGCAGGCCCACAGGCCACGCCCCAUUCUUAGUCUGUCCACACAGAAGACUUGACAACACUGCGAGGCCCCGCCUCUUUGACCAAAUAAGGCCUGGCUGUCCUUUCACGGCGAACAAUCGAUGCGCGUCUCAACCGUUUCCCUUCGUUAUCCCGUUUAUAUAGUACGGCGACUUCCGCCCUUGCCGUUAAAGCAGUGCGAUCAUGGCGGAGCGCGUUCAGCAGCCACCAGCUAAACGGCUCUGCUGCCGACCCGGGUAUAGUACGACGUGUAGACAAGGGCAGCGGUCCGGUGGAACAGUAUGCGGCGGUUCGGGGUCUGCAGGGGGAUCCAGCAAAACCCAGAGCCCCGAAUCGCUCCUGGACAUUGCAGCGCGGAAAGUAGCCGAGAAGUGGCCGUUCCAGCGGGUUGAGGAGCGCUUCGAGCGCAUCCCUGAGCCCGUUCAGCGGCGGAUCGUGUACUGGUCUUUCCCGAGGAGCGAACGGGAAAUCUGCAUGUAUUCCUCGUUCAACACGGGCGGGGAAGAGAGCGCGUCUAGCGGGGAGAACGUGGACGAGACGCGGCUACCGUUCCGACGGGGCAUCGCAUUGCUGGAGAGUGGCUGUGUGGACAACGUAUUACAAGUCGGUUUUCAUCUCAGUGGCACAGUAACAGAACCCGCCACGCCAUCAGAACCCGAGAUGGUGUGCAGCGUAGCCAUUAGCUUCGACCGCUGCAAGAUUACGUCUGUAACAUGUGGCUGCGGAAACAAGGACAUUUUUUACUGCGCCCAUGUGGUGGCGCUUUCCCUGUACCGCGUACGGCGGCCAGAGCAGGUCAAACUUCACCUCCCCAUCUCAGAGACUCUAUUCCAGAUGAACAGGGACCAGCUACAGAAGUUUGUGCAGUAUCUCAUUACCGUCCACCACACGGAGGUUCUGCCCACGGCCCAGAAACUGGCAGAUGAGAUCCUCUCGCAGAACUCUGAGAUUAACCAAGUGCAUGGUGCCCCGGACCCCACAGCAGGGGCCAGUGUGGACGAUGAGAACUGCUGGCAUUUGGAUGAGGAACAGGUCCAGGAACAGGUCAAACUUUUCCUGUCUCAGGGGGGCUACCACGGCUCGGGCAAACAGCUCAAUCUCCUGUUCUCAAAGGUACGGGAGAUGCUGAAGAUGCGUGACUCUAACGGUGCUCGCAUGUUAACGCUGAUAACAGAGCAGUUCAUGGCUGACCCGCGGCUGGCGCUGUGGCGGCAACAGGGAACCACCAUGACGGACAAAUACCGCCAGCUAUGGGAUGAGUUAGGUGCCUUGUGGAUGUGCAUCGUGCUAAACCCCCACUGUAAGCCCGAACAGAAAGCCGCUUGGCUCAGGCAGCUCAAGAAGUGGAACAGUGUGGACGUGUGCCCCUUAGAGGAUGGUAACCACGGCAACGAGCUGCCCAAUUUAACCAAUGCUUUGCCGCAGGGUGCACACGGCAACCAAGAUUUGGGCGCCAGGCCCCACCGGACGGUUUUCACGCGAGCCAUCGAGGCGUGCGAUCUCCACUGGCAAGACAGCCACUUGCAGCACAUAAUCAACGACGACCUCUACACCAACUACUGUUACCAUGACAACACUGAAAAUUCGCUCUUUGACACUCGUGGAUGGCCUCUGUGGCACGAACAUGUCCCAACAGCCUGCGCAAGGGUGGAUGCACUGAGAUCUCAUGGUUACCCACGGGAGGCGCUGCGAUUGGCCAUCGCUAUCGUCAACACUCUGCGCAGACAACAGCAGAAACAGCUGGAACUCUUUCGAAACCACAAGAAAGAUCUACUUCAUAAAGGGGUGACGUCCAUCACUAAUUUAGAAGGAUGGGUGGGCCACCCUCUGGACCCCAUUGGAACACUGUUCAGCACUCUAAUGGAAACAGGCCGUGGGGAUGAAGAUGGUUCACAGGCAGGGUUCCUGGACUUCUCAGCCAGCGCAUUGAGCUCAAGCAAACACAGCGAGCUGCACUUGUUUCCAUCCACGCGACGCUUCCUAGAGGAGGGUGAGUCAUACCUGGCGCUGGCGGUGGAAACAGCCCUGAUGGGACUGGGUCAGCAGAGAAUAAUGCCUGACGGACUGUACGCCCAAGAGAAGGUUUGCCGCAACGAGGAACACCUGAUCGCCAAGCUGCAGGAAGUGGACCUGGACGAUACCCUGGUCAAGAUCUUCCGCAAGCAAGCUGUCUUCCUGUUAGAGGGUGGGCCCUACAGUGGUUUGGGAGAGCUCAUCUAUAGAGAGAGCGUUCCGAUGCACACGUUUGCCAAGUAUGUCUUCACAUGCCUCCUACCUCACGAUGCCGAAUUGGCAUACAAAAUUGCACUGAGAGCAAUGCGGUUACCAGUGUUGGAAUCCAUGGCUCCUUCCAGCGACAUGUCCCGGCCUCACCAUAUAGUGUCCGUCGUCCCCAAUCGUUACCCGCGAUGGUUCACGCUCAGCCACAUCGAGUCGCAGCAGUGCGAGCUGGCCUCCACCAUGCUCACUGCAGCCAAAGGCGACGCACGAAGGCUAGAAACAGUAUUAGAGUCCAUACAGAAGAAUAUUCACUCCUCUUCUCAUAUCUUCAAACUGGCGCAGGAUGCCUUUAAGAUAGCGACGCUCAUGGACAGUCUGCCAGACAUCACUCUGCUGAAAGUCUCCCUGGAGCUGGGUCUUCAGGUAAUGCGUAUGACUCUUUCGACGUUAAACUGGCGGCGGCGAGAGAUGGUACGAUGGUUAGUCACAUGUGCGACAGAAGUUGGGGUUUACGCACUGGACAGCAUCAUGCAGAGCUGGUUCACCCUCUUCACACCCACCGAGGCCACCAGCAUCGUGGCGACCACCGUCAUGUCCAACAGCACCAUCGUACGGCUUCACCUGGACUGCCAUCAACAGGAGAACCUGGCGAGCAGCGCGCGGACGUUAGCGUUGCAGUGCGCUAUGAAGGACCCUCAGAACUGCGCGCUGUCGGCCCUAACGCUCUGCGAGAAGGACCACAUCGCCUUCGAGACGGCCUAUCAAAUCGUGCUGGAUGCGGCCACCACGGGCAUGAGCUACACGCAGCUCUUCACCAUCGCGCGAUACAUGGAGCACCGUGGCUACCCCAUGCGAGCGUACAAACUUGCGACUCUUGCCAUGGCCCAUUUGAACUUGAGCUACAACCAGGACACGCAUCCCGCGAUCAACGACGUGUUGUGGGCGUGCGCGCUCAGCCACUCUUUGGGCAAAAACGAGCUCGCUGCCAUAAUCCCGCUAGUUGUGAAAAGUGUCAAGUGCGCCACCGUGCUGUCGGACAUUUUGCGGCGUUGUACGCUGACCACGCCCGGCAUGGUGGCGCUGCACAGCCGCAGGAACUCUGGGAAAUUGAUGUCAUUGGACAAGGCCCCGUUAAGACAGCUCUUGGACGCCACGAUCGGGGCCUACAUCAACACAACGCACUCGCGGCUAACGCACAUCAGUCCACGGCACUACAGCGAAUUCAUCGAAUUCCUCAGCAAAGCCAGAGAGACUUUUCUCAUGGCGCAUGACGGACACAUUCAAUUCACGCAAUUUAUAGACAACCUAAAACAAAUAUACAAAGGAAAAAAGAAACUUAUGAUGCUCGUUCGAGAGAGGUUUGGCUAGCCGGAGUUGUUUUACUGGAGUCCACUUUUUCAAUUGUGUUGUUUCUAAGUUAAAAACAAACAACUUCAAAAUGGAAGAAAAAAACCAUGGAAAACAAACCACAAAAACAAUACGAACCACACCGGUAUUAUGUGUAUAGACUUUCACGCAAAAAAAAAAAGAAAACAGAAAAAAAAAUUGAACGUUGUCAUGUUGUGGAAGUUUGUGUGUUUUCCCCUUUAUUUGUGUGAAAGCGUGCAAGAGAAUUGGAAGUUAAGAGCGAAACGACCGUUUCGGUUUACACUGAGUACAUGUUGUCCAGUGGCGAAAGUCCACACAGCACUCCAAAUCUCUGUGUUAAACAUUCACAGCCUCAAAUGUGAAGAAAUAUGGCUUUAAACCAAACAACACCUCCAUACUAAGUGACAAGUACCUCGUACGGCUUCAGCUUUACUCCUUCCUGAACCAGUCACACAUUACCAGUGUACUAAAACAAAUUUUAGAGACGAAAAACAUCUUAAAGGGAUCAUUCGCGCAAAAAUGAAAAUAUGUCAUUUACACACUUUUGGCAUUUUCACGCCAAUUUGUUUCUUCCAUGGAAUUCAAAAGGAGAUAUUAGGCGGAAUGUCUAAGCUGCGCUUUUCCAUUUAAUGAAAGUGAAUGGGGACUUGGUGUCAAGCUACGAACUGACAAAAAAAAAAGCAUUAUAAAAUUGGUCAAAAUAGCAAAUAGAGACUCAAAUUGCAGCCUGUCCUUAAUACAAAGCUAUCGUAUGGCUUCAGAAGACUUUGAAUAUGGCACACAAAUCGGAUGUACUACUAUUGUCCUUUAUGGAGCUUGGUGUUAUAAACCACCAUCCACUUUCGUUGAAGGAAAAGAAAAAGCUUAAUCAUUCUGGCUUGCAUCUGCUUUUGUGUUUCAACAAAGACAGAAAACAAUAGCAGGUUGGAACAAGAUGAGGGCAAAUUAAUGAUGAAACUUUUUUUUCAUUUUUGGGUCAAAUAUUCCUUUAAUCAGUUUGAGACUUCUCCAUUUUGAUUUCCUUUUCAGUUUAACAGGCUAAAUGCGUGGCAUUGCCAGUGCUGUUAAGCCCAAAAGCAUGUCAUUCACACACACACAUAUACAUUCUUCAACCCCAUUGUGCUUGCGCUUGUGGAAUCUUAGCAACUGUCGACAUACAUUCUCAGGGAUUUUCUCUUUGACAAAAAAAGAUAGAGAAAAUGGUCUUGAAAAAUGAAAGAAUGAGAGCAUUUUAUUGUACUGUAUAUAUGAUAGUAUAUGUCUGAAUAUUGAAAAAAUGUAUACGUUGACUAAUUUAUAAAGAAUAUUCUAUGUAAUGCAAAAUACUUGAAGCUGCAGUACCUUGGUUUUAAAACAAAACAUAUCAGAGGGACUAAACGCAAGCCUCGGACUGUGUUCGGAAUGGAAUACAAGCUUACUUACGUACUGAUCCUGCAUACUAUUUUUUUUGAAACAGUAGGCAUUAUUUCACUUUAAACAUUUCAAAAUUGUCCAGUUAUAAUUUCUAUAAAGUGUAGAAAUGUCUUAACUUUUGGCGGUCACGUCAAAAUAAUGUGUCGAGACAAAAUUGUUGCCGAUAUUACUUAAAAUUCGUUUAUGCAUACUGCAAAUUUGCGUACUGUGUACAGUAUGCGUACUUUAUACUGCAGCAGUAGUAUGUAGUGUGCUAUUCCGAACAUAGCCACACUGUCGGGGCAGUUGAACCUGUGUGCUGGGUCUCUAUGCAGAGCCACUUGAGAUGUGCGAUCGAACCGGUCUGUAUUAAUAUGUAGAGUUGGUGGUUUGGACGAACACCCAGCGAACGAGAGCAGCAAGCCUUAGCAUUAAGAAUAGGGAAUGCAAGAAACGCAGGCCCACGUGCCUCAAAAAUGCCUAGAAAUGUAGAUCCAACCGUAUCAACGUUAAGGCAAACAUGCGGAGUGAUUGGCCCAAUUUCGCUUGUUUCUUUCCACAAUAAUCGAGUCACAACUACGCUUCAUUAAACGCACAAUGACAUGUACAUGCCUAUUCGCCGACAUCUAACUUUGUGCAGGACAGAAAGUUGCUGUGUAGAUCUGACUGUUCAAACGUUUUGUUUUAAUGCUUUUGUUGGUUCGUUCUUGGUUUUUUUUUUAUUUGUAAUUUUUCAUGUUUUUCAUUUUCUUUUUUUGUUGUUCCGUAGGAUUCCUCAAAUGAAAUGAAAACAGCCUUCUUUCUUGCCUUGUCUUAACGCUUUAAAAUAACCAAACUGGAGUUCUAACUACCAAACUUGUUCGUUAAAAAUGAAAGCCAACCGACUUUGGUUACAACUUCACUGUCUUUAAUUUUAGCUGAAUGGUUCUGUAUUCUGUGCUUUAAAAAGCAGUUUUCCUAUGUUUUUUUGUUUUUUGUUUUGUGCAAAAAUGUUGUCAAGUGCCCACACCCACCCACCCCCUUAGAGGUAUGUCUGUAGCUCUUUUUCUUUUUUUUUGUUUGUUUAGAAACCGAAAUGUAAUUUUCUCCAUUUUAUUUAUUAUGAAAGGUAAACGAUUGUACUUCUUCACCCGUGUUCAACAUGCUCAUGAAGUUGAAUUUAAGAUUUGAUACACCGAUAUCAAUUUAUUUAUGUAACUAAAUCACUGUUUUAUAAACUUGUUAAUGAUUCAACAUUUUUGUUUUAAUUAAAAUUAGUUUUUUGAG
Molecule: messenger RNA, 6488 nt
Organism: Xyrauchen texanus (razorback sucker)
Lineage: Eukaryota; Metazoa; Chordata; Actinopteri; Cypriniformes; Catostomidae
Product: zinc finger SWIM domain-containing protein 6-like
Cellular component (GO): Cul2-RING ubiquitin ligase complex
Source: RefSeq, a predicted model, not a curated record